Eimeria maxima is the source of this 1521-nucleotide messenger RNA. RefSeq lists its product as hypothetical. The coding region runs from base 1 to 1521 and encodes 506 amino acids. NCBI's taxonomy places the organism in Eukaryota, Apicomplexa, Conoidasida, Eucoccidiorida, Eimeriidae. The transcript is spliced from 3 exons. The record is from RefSeq and is a predicted model, not a curated record.
AUGGUGCAGACCCCUAAGGGAGCUGAGAAAACUCGUUCGUCUUCUGUGGGGCUGCUCACUAAGGGCAUGACCGAGCAGCAGAUGCCUCGGCUAAUACCUACUGGUGUUCGCGCCCUCUUCACCGCUUCUUUCCCCUACCGGUUCCGCUGCAGCGGGCGGGCAGUGGUUCAGCUUCGCCUACCAUCUAUUCGUUUAAAACCACCAGACCUCAAGGGAGCUUGCGGCAUUUGCUGCAUUGCAGCAGGCGUACAAAAGAGUAGCAGCAGUAGCGGUAGCAUCAACAGCAGCGAAGUCGGGAACAUGGACGUCCAAGCAAAGAUUGGAUGCUCGCUUGAUGAGCUGAUCAAGAUGCAGCGGAGAGGCCCCAGGGGUUCCUCCCUGAACAGCCCCCAGAAGGGCGCAGCUCCACAGCGCACCAACAGGAGGGGCGGCCUGUUCAAGAAACCGGUGAAGCAACAGCAACAGCAGCAGCAGGUGAGAUUUAGUCAGAGGCCGAUGCAGCAGAACAAACACAACGCACGGCCACAGCAGCAGCAACAGGGCGCACUCGCCCGGGAGAAGCAGCAGCAGCAACAGAAGACUCGCACCCUCAGUGUGGAAGACAAGAUUAACUUGCCUCUGGAUGCCUUGAUUGCCUCGCGGCGUCAGCAGGAGCGGCUACAGCAGCAGGCCAAGCGGCAGCAGCAGCAACAACAGCAGAGGCAGAAAGUGAGUACUCCUGCGUUGGUAAGGACAGGUGUCAGUGGCCGCAGAGGGGCAUUCUUGGUCCCGCGAGUGGCACAGCGUCGAGGGCGGCUGAGCGCUGUUGCUGCUCGCCUGCCACCACGGAGCGCGGCUUCAAAGGCCCUUGCUAUUGCUGGAAGGAGGACGGGAAAGGUCCGCACGCCUCACCAGCAGGCAGUGGAGACGCUGAAGUCAGCUGCUGCCUUCAAGACUGCGGCAGCGCGCCGCAUCCGCGGCAGCAGCAUGUACCCCGCAGCAGCUUUGAGGGGAGGGCGAGCUGUUGCCGCAGGAACCAGACGGCUUGCCAGCGGGGGGUUGCAGGUGAGGAGACAGCCUGCAGCUGCCUAUGGAGGCGUGAGGGCGAAUACGUCUCUGGCGCGGCGUCAGCAGUUCGGCAGUGCCGCAGCAGCAGCGGCUGCUGCCGCCGCUGCAGCAGCAGCAGCAUCAGCAAGGGGCAGCACUGGCGGCACUGCCUACAAAGCUUACGGCUCCUCCUCUGCCGCCUUGAAACCCGAGUCUUUUGACAGGAGGAGGGCCCCUACAACGCUGAAAGAAGCAGCAGCGGCAGCAGCGGCGGCAGCUCCUCAGUCACCUCCAUCGUUCUCUGCCGACCCGGAUAUGCUGCCGAUUAUCAAGAUUCAAGCGAGCCUCGACACUGUCCCUGCCCCCUUACCGCAGCAGCGUGGCGCGCAUGUUGCAAUUCCUGCUGCAAUGCAGCGGCAGGAGCAGCAGCAGCCCGUUAGGUCUGUGGGGGCUGCUGCCGACUACAGCACGUUGGGCAGCAGAUUCGGCUACUGA